AUGCUGAUAUUAAAAAAUAGUGUUCUUAAUGCAUAUAAAUAUGUAACUAAUCUCUUUAAACCACUUAAAAUCCAACAGUUGUUACGAAAUGGACAAACAAUAGCAAUUCAAAAACUUAGUAAUACCAUUUCAUCUCGACUGAAAGAGUUUUCGAUAACGGAAAAUGAUGAUAGUAACAGCAAAAAUGUAUAUUUAGAUAUUGAGUCAGAUGACGAAACAGACAGUAGUAUUCAAAACAAUCUUGCAUAUGAUAAUGGCAGUGAUGAAGAAGUAUAUUUAGAUGAUAGUUAUGAUACUAUACAUAAUGUUUCCAUAUCUGCAAAUCGUGGGAUAAGACUGGUCGACAAUAUGAAAGCAGAAUUUGGUCAUACUUACUUUCAAGUAAUUAUUAAUGAUGAUAAACAAUAUCUUCAUAAACAAGCUACUUGCUGGCUUUUGAAAAAAGAUAGAACUUCAUUAUCCUCCGAUCAAGUAUCACGGAUUAGAGAUGAACAACAGGUCGCAUUUUGA
Rotaria sp. Silwood1 is the source of this 510-nucleotide messenger RNA. NCBI's taxonomy places the organism in Eukaryota, Metazoa, Rotifera, Eurotatoria, Philodinida, Philodinidae. The record is from the annotation of a GenBank genome assembly.